AUGUCGAUGCUGAUUUCCGAUGACGAUGUUGAUGGCCUGGACUUCGAAUCGAUCGAUCUUGAUGAUGAAGAACCGCGUCCGAGACACUUCAAACAAACAGGAAAGCGCAAGGCCCAACCCAGUCACGACAAUGACGACGCAAGCAUGCCCCGAGCAGUGCGCCAACGACCCGGAUUGGAAGAGUCAAGUGCGCCGGAUGACCUCUCUUCACGUCGAGCCAACGAAGAUGAAGAAAGGAAGUCUGUUGCAUUGUAG
Peronospora matthiolae is the source of this 255-nucleotide messenger RNA. The record is from the annotation of a GenBank genome assembly. Lineage: Eukaryota; Oomycota; Peronosporomycetes; Peronosporales; Peronosporaceae.